This is a messenger RNA of Helianthus annuus (common sunflower), 1160 nucleotides long. Its product is annotated as immune-associated nucleotide-binding protein 9. The record is from RefSeq and is a predicted model, not a curated record. The transcript has 5 exons. Bases 126 to 875 code for a protein of 249 amino acids. Lineage: Eukaryota; Viridiplantae; Streptophyta; Magnoliopsida; Asterales; Asteraceae. Gene Ontology annotation, molecular function: GTP binding.
GAUGUAGACGAAAUUUUAGCACAUACAAAUAAUAAGAUUCUUUUAGUUUGUCCGUAGCACAUAAUCGAUUGUUUCAACUUCUUCAUUCAACUUACAUAAUCCCUAGCAGAGCUGGAUCGACUGACAUGGCGACUGAUGAUGAUUGCGAGCUCACCCUCGUUUUGGUCGGAAAAAUAGGCAAUGGGAAGAGUGCAACAGGGAAUAGCAUCCUUGGAAAGAAAGAGUUUGUAUCAAAGGCGAGCUCUGGUGGUGUAACUAGUACCUCUGAGCUCAGGACAUCCGUACUGAAAAAUGGCUUGAGGCUUAAUGUCAUUGACACUCCUGGACUGUUUGAUGCAUCUAUUGAUACAAAAUUUAUUGAGAAAGAGAUUGUUAGAUGUGUCAGCAUGGUGAGGGGGGGUAUUCAUGCCAUUCUUGUUGUCUUCUCUGUUCGGAAUAGAUUUUUAAAAGAAGAAUUUGAUGUAAUAACCCGUUUGAGGACGUUGUUUGGGAGCAGAGUUGAUGACUAUUUGAUUGUGGUUUUUACGGGUGGGGAUGAACUCGAGGCUAAUGAACAGUCAUUGAAAGACCUCUUAAAAGAAUCGUCAUGUCCUAAACCCUUGAAGGAAACUCUUAGCCUCUGUCAAGAUAGAUUCGUACUUUUUGACAAUAGGACGAAAGAUGAAACAAAGAAAGCACGACAACUCCGAGACCUUCUGUCUCUUGUCAACAUAGUGUUGACCAACAAUCUCAAACCAUACACUCAGGAGACUUUAAGCGCAUUCAUGGAAGGGAGUGGGGAGCCUCAUCAACAAAGUGGAAUUGAAGAAAAUAAUUCUUUGCAUAGUAUUAGAGAUAUAUUGUAUAUGCUAUUCGAGUACUGUGCAGGGUGUUAGACCUAUACAUGUUAAUUCAGGGGCGGGACCAGAGGGGGUCAAGAGGGUCCGCUGACCCCUGGACAUAGAAAUUUGUAAGAUUUUUAUAUGUACAAUCUGAGAUUUUUCUAGGAAAAAACAUGUUUUAGACUCUCUAGUUGUAGCCAGUAGAAAAAAGAGUUUUAUGAUGACCCCCUGACAAAGAAGUUCUGGUUCCGCCACUGCAUGUUAUUCAAGUACGUAUCACAUCAUGACAUUAGAUGCUGAUCGAGUAUUAAUCGAAUUAGAGAUAUUUCAUGGCAGUUA